Molecule: messenger RNA, 2794 nt
Organism: Myiozetetes cayanensis
Lineage: Eukaryota; Metazoa; Chordata; Aves; Passeriformes; Tyrannidae
Gene: AGFG1
Product: ArfGAP with FG repeats 1
Exons: 15
Coding region: 270-2090 (606 amino acids)
Cellular component (GO): cytoplasmic vesicle
Molecular function (GO): GTPase activator activity
Source: RefSeq, a predicted model, not a curated record
CCGCUGCCGCUUUCCCCGCGCCGCGGUCCCUGCCCGCUCCCUCCUCCCUCCCUUCUUUCCUCCCUCGCGGGGCCGCCGCUCCGCGUCAGCGCCCACCGCGCUCCCGCCCCGGCCCCGUCGGCGGGCGCCGGUUGUGCCCUCCCCGCCCCUUCCUCCCCUGUCCGCCCGUCCCCCCCCUCCCGCCGGCCGGGCCCCGGAGCGCCGCCGCCGCCGCGGGGCUGUGAGCGGGGCCCGGCGCCGUGCCGGGCCGUCCCCUCGCCGGCGGGGCCAUGGCCGCGAGCGCCAAGCGGAAGCAGGAGGAGAAGCACCUGAAGCUGCUGCGGGAGAUGAGCAGCCUCCCGCCCAACCGCAAGUGCUUCGACUGCGACCAGCGCGGCCCCACCUACACCGACAUGACCGUGGGCAGCUUCGUGUGCACCUCCUGCUCCGGCAUCCUGCGGGGCUUGAAUCCACCCCAUAGAGUGAAGUCGAUUUCCAUGACUACGUUCACACAACAGGAAAUAGAAUUUCUGCAGAAACAUGGAAAUGAAGUGUGCAAACAGAUUUGGCUAGGCCUGUUUGAUGAUAGGUCAUCAGCAAUUCCAGACUUCAGGGAUCCACAGAAAGUAAAGGAAUUUCUACAGGAAAAAUAUGAAAAGAAAAGAUGGUAUGUUCCUCCAGAGCAAGCCAAGGUGGUGGCGUCGGUCCACGCGUCCAUCUCGGGGUCCUCUGCCAGUAGCACAAGCAGCACACCCGAGGUGAAGCCUCUCAAAUCUCUCCUGGGAGAAGCUGCACCCGCACUGCACUUAAACAAGGGCACACCCAGCCAGUCUCCUGUUGUAGUUCGAUCUCAAGGACAGCAGCAACAAGAAAAGAAACAAUUUGACCUCCUCAGUGACCUUGGCUCAGAUAUCUUUGCUGCUGCUCCUCCUCAGUCAACUGCUCAGUCAACAGCGAAUUUUGCUAAUUUUGCACACUUCAACAGUCAUACAGCGCAGAACUCUGCAAAUGCAGGUUUUGCAAACUUUGAUGCAUUUGGACAGUCUAAUGGCUCGAGUAAUUUUGGAGGUUUCCCCACAGCAAGUCAGUCUCCUUUUCAGCCCCAAAACACAGCGUUCAGAACGCUUUCAUCUAGCUGCAGUUUUGGUGAAUUUACUUCAGCUUUUCCUCUCCAGGCUGUACACAGUGGAAGUGCUGGAUCAGUGAAUGCUAACUUUGCUCACUUUGAUAACUUCCCCAAAUCCUCCAGUGCCGAUUUUGGAGCCUUCAAUGCUUCUCAGAGCAACGCCACAGCAACUGCAGCCGGUAAAGCUGCAGUGAAUAAACUGAACCUCCAGUCAGCUGACAAAUACGCAGCUCUUGCUAAUUUAGAUAAUAUCUUCAGUGCAGGGCAAGGUGGGGGUGAGCAAGGGAGUGGUUUCAGCACGGUGGUGUCGGCAUCAGCAGGUCCCGCGUUGUCAGCCCCAAACCAGUCAAGUGCAUCUUCAGACAAGUACGCGGCUCUGGCGGAGCUGGACAGCGUGUUCAGCUCCACAGCCACCUCCAGUAACGCCUACACUUCCACCAGUGAUGUCAGCAGCAAUGCUUUUGGAACAGUACCUGUGGCUGCCACUGCACAGACACAGCCUGCAUCUUCGAGUGUGCCUGCUCCGUUUGGAGCAACACCUUCCACAAAUCCAUUUGUAGCUGCCCGAGUUGCCCCAGUGGCACCUUCAACAAAUCCAUUCCAGACCAAUAGCCGAGGAGCAACAGGCCUCUCGGGAGCAAUGCACUCUCACAUAUUUCCUCAGGCUCAUUUUGCAGCAACAUUUGGUACUGCAUCCUUGAGCAUGCCUGCAGGAUUUGGAACUCCUGCUACCUACUGUCUUCCUACUAGUUAUAGUGGCAACUUCCAGCAGCCCACGUUCCCAACCCAGGCAGCUUUCCCUCAACAGACUGCUAUUGCUCAGCAGCCAAAUGGAGCAGGUUUUGCUGCAUUUGGGCAGGCAAAGCCUGUAGUAACUCCUUUUGGACAAGUUGCAGCUGUUGGAGUAUCUAGUAACCCUUUUAUGGCUGGUGCACCAACAGGACAAUUUCCAACAGGAAGCCCAUCAACCAAUCCUUUCUUAUAGCCUUAUAGACACUUUACCCAAAAGAACUCUUAUGUGGUCACAUAACAUCUCUGCGCCUCUUGCACUGUUGUCUUGUUUCACUGAUAUUAGCUUUAAACACAAAAGAAGUCUUUAAGAAGUAAAAAUAAAAGCCUGCAUUGUGUACCUUUAAAAAAUUUUAAAAAGGAAAAAAAAAAAAAUCCAACACACACAAAAAAGAGAGAGAACCGACCCCCCCACACACCAGGUAAUAACGUGCAAAACAGAGGGCUGUGGUAACAUCCUUGAACCUGUGAACUGGCAGGUGAAAAGUAGCGGUAUCAUGUAUAUUAAAAUUGGCUAAUAAGUUAUUGCAGAUACCACGUUCAUUAUGCUGCAGUACUGUACAUAUUUUUCUUAGAAAAUAGCUAUUUGUGCAUAUCAGUAUUUGUAACUUUAACACAUUGUUAUGUGAAAAAUGUUACUGGGGAAUAGAUCAGCCACUUUAAGGUGCUGUUGUAUCUCUUGGAAUGAAUGAGCUGCAUCAUUUUAACCGUUGGUAUUGGAAGUCAUGAAGUUAAAUUGAAGGUUUGUUCAUUUCUCAAAACGUUUUCCUUUCCUAAGAGCUCUUCUAUUUAUACAUGCCUAAAUCUCUAAUGUUAGAGGGAUACCUGUCUGCAUAAUAAAGCUGAUCAUGUUUUGCUACAGUUUGCAGGUGAAAAAAAAUAAAUAUUAGAAAAAAACAA